AUGACAGAUGAAAAGAAGAAAGCCUCUGAAACAAAGGCUGGAUUUGUUGGUGAUAAUCCCUCUUUACAAAUUAGUCCUGUAAAGUUGGAUGGAACUAAUUAUUUGGCAUGGUCUAGAUCUUGUCUACUGUUCAUUCAAGCUAGAGGACUGCAGGGGUAUAUCACUAAAGAUAGAAAAAAGCCAGAAAGUACUAGUUCUACUUACAGCCAGUGGGAGUCGGAGAACUCUCUUGUUAUGUCAUGGUUUAUCAAUUCUAUGCAACCUCAUAUAGCUCAUGGGUAUUUACUGUUAGACAGUGUCGCUACCAUUUGGAGUGCUGUUUCUCAGACUUAUUCUCAAGUUAGGAAUGAUGCACAAAUUUAUGAGCUUAGGAACAAGGUUCAUGGAAUGAAACAAGGGCAUGGAGAAAAAAGGAUGUGCUCUGCUAGAUCACAAGCAAAUGUAUAUGAGGCUGUGAGUGUUUCUGAAGAUACUGCUAUCACUGGGAUGUUUUCCAAUGAAGAGGAGUUGAUAACAGGGAGAAUGAUUGGCAGUGGUAGACUGCAAGAUGGGUUAUAUCUGUUGAAUGAUUGUGUUAAUCAGGCCAUGUUGGGACAGUCUAUGGGUGCUAAGAAAGAAAUUAUUUAG
This is a messenger RNA of Hevea brasiliensis (rubber tree), 627 nucleotides long. RefSeq lists its product as uncharacterized. Bases 1 to 627 code for a protein of 208 amino acids. The record is from RefSeq and is a predicted model, not a curated record. The transcript is spliced from 3 exons. NCBI's taxonomy places the organism in Eukaryota, Viridiplantae, Streptophyta, Magnoliopsida, Malpighiales, Euphorbiaceae.